Molecule: messenger RNA, 1074 nt
Organism: Micropterus salmoides (largemouth bass)
Lineage: Eukaryota; Metazoa; Chordata; Actinopteri; Centrarchiformes; Centrarchidae
Product: ATP-dependent RNA helicase DHX8-like
Exons: 8
Coding region: 54-833 (259 amino acids)
Source: RefSeq, a predicted model, not a curated record
UCAAACUAAAGAAGUACAACCGCUUCCUGGUCAGGUCAAAAUAAACAAGAGAAAUGGCUACUUCAGACGAAAUUAAACGUCUUGAAUAUUUAUCUUUGGUGUCAAAGGUGUGCACGGAGCUGGAGAAUCAUCUGGGAAUAAGCGAGAAAGAUCUGGCUGAAUUCAUAAUCAGUCUGGCAGAAAAACACCCAACAUUUGAGGAAUUCAAAGCAGUUCUGUCUGAAAAUGGAGCAGAUUUUACAGAUACCCUCAUUGGUAAUUUGCUUAGACUCAUUCAGAGGAUGCGAGCCAUACCGUCAACAAGUGAAGCUCAUCAGCCAGAGGCCAAGACAAAGAGUGAGAAGGACAAGAUGAAAAAGAAAUACCCUGCCUUAUGUAAACCAGAUGCUUCUGUGUGGAUGAUUCCACCAUGCCACACAGAUAAAGAUGAUGAGCAAGUCGCUGCAGCAGCCAUGAAGGAGCUGGAGAUGCUCAUGCCUAACUUCUGUGGGAAAGCUCUGAUAAUGGGUCAGCCGAGCCUUUGCACAGAGAAGGAGGUCGAGACACAGACAGAGAAGGCGGACGUAAGCGAAGUCGUUCUCGCUCCAGAUCAAGAGAUCGUGACGGACAAACGAACCCCAAGCGCAGAAGGAAACGGGUGUCUCGCUGGAGUGACCGUCCACCGAGCCCACACAGAGACGAUGACAACAACAACAACAACAAGGAUGACAAAGACUCUAAUCGCUGGAAUGAUAGACUUGUGGAUCGGCCUCCGCCAGAAGAGCCUGUUGUGGGCGACAUCUACAAUGGCAAAAUCAGCAGUAUUAUGCAGUUUGGCUGUUUUGUGCAACUAGAGGGCCUCAGAAAACGCUGGGAAGGCCUGGUGCACAUCUCAGAGUUGCGCAAAGAAGGACGUAUAGCCAAUGUGGCUGAUGUGGUGACCAAAGGCCAAAAGGUGAAGAUCAAAGUGCUGUCAUUCACUGGAACCAAAGCCAGCCUUAGCAUGAAGGAUGUGGACCAGGAGACAGGGGAGGACCUGAACCCCAACCGGAGACGGAACCUGGACCCUGGAGCUGGAGACGAGCCAUGAGGAAC